This is a messenger RNA of Clonostachys byssicola, 1314 nucleotides long. Lineage: Eukaryota; Fungi; Ascomycota; Sordariomycetes; Hypocreales; Bionectriaceae. The record is from the annotation of a GenBank genome assembly.
AUGGCAACAGUAUCUAACGAAGAAGACCGGAAAGAGGUCGCGGACCGCGCCAGUGACAUCAUGAAAGUUCACUCUAAUACUCGAGAUGAUCUAGGAGAUCAGCAGCCAGAUCCCUCAACCAUCCUCACAUCUGCGGAUAACAGGAGGCUACUCCUACGAAGCGACUUAGUUGUCUUGCCGAUUCUCACCCUAACUGCCUUCUUCGCAGCCUUAGAUAAGAAUGCUUUGGGAUAUGCCGCUGUGUUCGGUAUACGCCAAGACACCGGCCUAGUAGGGCAAGAGUACUCCUGGCUUGGUAGUAUUGUUUACUUUGGCUUCCUCAUCAUGCAGUUCCCCAACAUGUGGUUGCUCAUCAAGGUCCCGCCUGGCACAUAUAUGGCCGUCCUUGUCACGGUCUGGGGCAUUCUUUUGCUUUGCAUAGGGGCCGCUCAAAACUUUGCUGGCCUUGCUAUCAUUCGUUUUUUUCUUGGUAUUUUUGAGGCUGGCCAGCUACCCGUGUCCAUGAUUCUGACGUCUAUCUGGUACCGACGUGAGGAGCAUGCUCUCCGUACAGCCAUUUGGUAUAACACCUUUGCCGGUAUUUUUGGUGGCAUUCUAAGCUAUGCCAUCGGCCAUAUCCAAAGUUCGUUACCCAUUUGGAAGGUCCUCUUCCUUAUUUAUGGCAGUGUCACCUUGGCGUUUGGUGUUGUUGUGUUCUUCGCCCUCCCAAACUCACCAAGCACCGCUUGGUUUUACAAUGAUCGCGAUCGACAAUUGGUAAUCAUCCGCACAGCUGGUAAUAACACUAGCACGAGGUCCAUUGCACCUUGGAAGCUUUCCCAAGUUCACGAAGCCCUGCGAGAUCCCAAGUACUGGGUAAUAUGCGUGCAGACAAUGGCCUGGGCUAUUGUUAAUUCUGGCAUCACCAACUUCAAUCCCCUGAUCAUCUCUGGGUAUGGCUUCACUCAGAUGAAGACUACGCUAAUGGCAACACCACAGGCAGCAGUGGCCUUCGUCAGUCAAGUCGCUUUCGCAGUAAUUGCUUAUUUUAUUCCAAAUAUCCGAUGCGCUCUCUGGAUUGGAUCCACGCUGCCGGCGUUAGCUGGCGCCAUUAUGAUCAACACACUAAACAUCGACCAGUAUCGUACAGCAUCACUAGUCGGUGUAUAUCUAAUGGGCUUCUACAAUGUAGCAUGGAUUAUGAUGAUGAGCCUUGUGGCAUCCAAUAACGGCGGUGCCACAAAGAGAAGCUUCGCCUCCGUGUCGGUCGCGCUGGUCUAUGGUCAGUUUACCCCUUGCUCUCUGCUCUCGGUCCGAAUUACUAAUUUCCUGUAG